ACUGACACCAGUUCGCGAAAUUGGCUAAUUUCGUAUAAUACCUAAACACUUGCCAAGGGCAGAUAAUUAAUAUCGUACAAAAAUUACGUAUUCGCGGGAAAUCAAAGAUGGCAGGAUGUGGAAUGACUCUCGUGCACAACAGAUUGGAUGAUUACAAAUGUGAUGCAAAUGAAGUGAUAACAUUCAAAUUGGUGAGAGAUGAGUCCGACUUGGAAAACAAUGAAGGUUUCCAACCAGAAAUGACACACCAAAUAUUUGGUGAACAAGAAAACAUAUUUGGGUUCAAAGACCUUGCUAUACAACUGUACUACAGUGCGUCAAAGCUGACUACAUACCUCAACAUUAAAUACACAGAUAAAGUCUCUCCUGAGAAAUUUGAUGGACUAAAGCCAGAUGAUGUAGUCGGGUCUCUGUCUAAGGAAUUACCACCAGGGUAUUACACAAACAUUGAUGACUUCAGUGCGGCUUUGGCUAAAGAUGUAAACUUCAAACCUUAUGGUGAACUGCUGCAUUCCUAUACAGUGAACAAAGAUGGAGAAGAUAGACAGUUUGAGAUAUACAAGACGGACAUCGAAUGUCCCGGGUUCCGAGAGUAUCACGAGAGACUUCAGACAUUUAUACUGUUCUACAUUGAUGCUGCCUCCUUCAUAGAUGUUGAUGAUGAAAGAUGGACCUUUUAUUUACUGUUUGAAAAAUACAAGAAAGAUGGUAACCCUAUGUACGCUAUAGCUGGUUAUAUGACAGUUUACAAAUACUACGCCUACCCUUGUAGAACCCGGCCAAGAAUCAGCCAGGUUCUGGUGUUACCUCCAUUUCAAAAACAAGGCCAUGGAGCACAGUUAUUACAGACAUUCUAUAAUGGUUGCUAUGGCGACUCAGAUAUUCUAGACAUCACAGUUGAAGAUCCAUCGGAGAACUUUCAGCGUUUACGUGACUUUGUUGAUGCACGGAACUGUAUGAAUUUGAAAAGUUUUCAGCCAGCCAAGUUACAUGAAGGAUUUGAUGAUGAUAUGUCUCAUGAAGCCAGGCUUAAACUUAAACUCAACAGCAAACAAGCAAGAAGAAUAUAUGAAAUAUUAAGAUUGAAGGCUACUAGUGAGGCAGACAAAGAAAAGUUCCGACAAUAUAGGCUGGACAUCAAGAGAAGAUUAAACAUCCCUUUUCAAAAAAAUGGAAGAGACUUUGAAAAGCUAAAGAAAGCUUUAAAACCGGAUGAAUUGUCAGCUACAUUGAGUUGUAUGUCUAUGGAACAGCGGCAUCAGUAUCUGGAAAAGGCUUUUGAGGAACAGAUAGAAGUGUAUAGACAUGUCAUAGAAAGGUUGAAUAUGGCUUGAAACUGUGUAUAAAUUAUCGGUAUCGGUAGAAAGGCUCCUGAAGAUUUGAAAAUGUAUUGUGCUGUUCAGGUACUCGAAAAAAGUGUCAGUGCUAACUUUAUCGCUAUCCUAAAAAGGCUUCUGAAUAAGGAGUAUGUAAAUAUGUACAAUACCAUAAAAAUGAAAACUUGGAGAUCAUAUUAAUGAAUUGUAAAUAUACCCCUACAUUUAUUUAAUGUUUUAAGAAAUAAAUAAUUCUACUGAAGGCCUGGAAAAUAACAAUUAUUCUUGAAAGCAGCAGCAUUUCUCCAGAUUUAUCCUAAUUUUCGUGAAAAUUUGAUGUAGUAUGUAUUUAAAAGUAAAUUAUUGUGAAGUGAACAUAGAAGGUAAAUACUGCAAAAUCAGUCAUAAAUCGAACAUAACAUGUAAAUUAUUACUUGCAUACUUUUUACUUUUCUUAAAAACUUAUUACAUUUUUUCAAGUUUUUUUUUUUUUUUUUUUUUUUUUCUUGAAAUAUUUUUACUCAUUCGGAGACAUGCAGCUUGAACAUGAAAAGGUUUCUUUAGAAAUGACUUAGGUAAGUUUAAGGUACUCUGUGUAAGAGUAUAUUGAGGAAUUUGUCCUGCAGAAUUCCUGUAAGGCAAUACUGGAGGACAGUCAUACAAAAGAUUCAAUGGACAACAUGAAUAGAUACAAAGAAUUUCGGCAGCCAAUUUGGAAGUAAUGAUUGUAUUAAUAUAGAGAAAUGAGAUGAGAAAGUUCUUUCAAAUGCUAGGCUGCACAUAUAUCAGUUGCCCAUGAAUUUUCUUCUCUUCAUUUGAGAAUUAAGAUGUAUGCAUGUACAUUUUGGCAUUUUGUUUAUGGUGAAAUCUUCAGGGAUUAAUAUAAUAAUUAGAAUUCAAUUACAAUUAUAUAGUCUCUUGAAAUGUUUAAGCUUAUCAAGAUCCGAUUUCUUUAAACUUAAAAUGUGUGAAUACAUUUAAAUAUUUAUACUUAGAAAAUGCAUAACAUGUACUGUUGUUAUGCAUGUGGUAUACAGUAUGUAAUAACUAAUAAUUAUUGGUAUAUGAUAUGUAAUAAUUUUUGCUAAAGUAAAAUCUGUUGUACAAACUCAUAAAACCAUAAGAAUUAUAGUUCUGAAAACGACACUGCAUUGCCAAUCUCUGGUCAAAUGUUUAAUGGAAAUUAACAUUUAUACAAGAUUUCCAAUUUUAAAAAGGCAACUUUUAUUGUAUUUUGUAAUGAAGAAAAUAAAGUUAUGUGAUCACUGUUUGUUAAGCAUUGAGCAACCAUGGGACACUUGUAUACAAGUUUCUCUUGUAUACUUUUCUAUGUUUACAUUAUAUUUCAUUGUUAAUCAUCUUGGCUUAUAUAAACAGUUAUUUAACUGUGUUAUAGAAACUGAACAAAAAUCGAGAUUACUAUUGAUGUCCAUAAUACAUGUGGCAGUCAAAUUUCCAGAGCUUUUUUAAUUUGCUGGAAAUAUUAUUGUGAGUAAACUGUAUUUAUUGUGUGGAUUUUUUUUUUCUUUAAUUUUUUUUUUCUUAAUCUUUUAUUAUUUUUUUUAAUUUUUUUUUGCACAUCAAUGGACUGAAAACCAUUUUUGCAACUUUAGCCAAUCUCAUUUGAAGGACUAAAUCUUUUGAUUUAAGGGGGUUUUUUUAUUAUUAUUUAAUUCUUGUCUUUUGCUGGCAUUUUGCCAUACUAUAAUAAUAAGUAAUUUAAAUGCUUGAAAGAUUUGACCACAUAUUGGUAAUGGCAAAAAUAUAUUUACAUCACCGGCCCAUGCAAAAAUACAAUCACUAUUACCUCUUCUAUAUUGUCAGAAUGGUGUUUAUAUUGUACUAUGUUUUAUCAUUGUUUAUAUAUGAGUCGAUAUUCGUGUUGUAUGUAGUGUAGCAGUCUAACCAAAAGAUGAUGACCAACUGGUAUACAUGAAAUCAUACUUUAUAAAAAAAUUACCAUUUGAAUAUGAACAAUCAGGUUAUGAACAAUAAGGAUAUGAACAAGGUGUCUUUGUGAAGUGAUCAUUUGUGACAUGUUUAGAAUAAGUCGGCAAUGAGAUUUUACAGUAACCAUAAAAUCUUAGAUGCCAUAUUUUAGACCGGCGAUUCCAAGACAUACUUUUCAUAAAAUUGAGCCAAUCAUGAUUUUCUUGAGCCAUUUUUAAUAAUUUUGGAGUCAAUUUGCUGAUUGGCUUCAGCCAGGGUCAGUAUUCAAUAUACAUCUUAAGGAUUACGGGCCCUAAUGGGCACUUUCUUAUCCUUAGAAAUUAGGAUACCUUAAAUUUGAGGAUAUUUCUUAGAAAAAUCUUAAGAUGUAUAUUGAAUAUGGACCCAGAUCUAUUUCCCAAGUAAUUUACCCAAAUGAGGCUGCAUUCUUAAAUUAGUUGACCAUUUUGUAUGUUAAUUGAUAUUGGUUCAAAGAAUAUGUUACAGUAGACUUUAUAUUGUAAAUUGUUGUGCUAUUAAUACUAAUACCAGAAGUGCUAUUUGACAUGUAUCUUCAUUGUUAAUACCAACUAUGUGUUCCUACAUUCUCUUUCCAAUCUUGUCAGGUAAUUGUUUAUGUGGAAUAAAUGUUUUCUUAAAAACUA
Molecule: messenger RNA, 3910 nt
Organism: Ruditapes philippinarum (Manila clam)
Lineage: Eukaryota; Metazoa; Mollusca; Bivalvia; Venerida; Veneridae
Product: histone acetyltransferase type B catalytic subunit-like
Exons: 11
Coding region: 108-1334 (408 amino acids)
Biological process (GO): subtelomeric heterochromatin formation
Cellular component (GO): nucleus
Molecular function (GO): histone binding; histone H4 acetyltransferase activity
Source: RefSeq, a predicted model, not a curated record